This is a messenger RNA of Protopterus annectens (West African lungfish), 2095 nucleotides long. Its product is annotated as protein rapunzel-like. The transcript has 2 exons. The coding region runs from base 477 to 1655 and encodes 392 amino acids. NCBI's taxonomy places the organism in Eukaryota, Metazoa, Chordata, Ceratodontiformes, Protopteridae. The record is from RefSeq and is a predicted model, not a curated record.
UUAUGUGAAACUGAAGUUGUACAUAAUAUAGCUAUGAAGUACAUCUGUUGCUGAAUUUCUCAGCGAUGUUGAAUUACUGCUUGUUCUGAGACUGUAGUCCCUGAGGUUAUUCUGAUAUUAGCAGCCUUUACCCAAUAAGCACCUGACAAGGCUGUUCACAGGGUAUCCACCCUCUGUAAAUGUCUGAGGAACAGAGGCACACAUCUAAGGAAGGCACAGAAGGAAACAGCUGGCUGUCUGCUUUACGCAGCAGAUAUUUUGAUGUUAUUUAUCCAUAGGAAUCUAAGCUUCAUCUGUCAAAAACCACAGAGAGCCACAGGAGGAAAGUGUGAGCAGUCUCUCAUUCUGAACUCAAAGGAGCUAGAACUGAAGCAUCACAGAGGACUCGUAAAGCCUGGGAGACAGAAGUUAGAGCUACACUUGAGGAAGUGCAGAACAUCUUAGAACACUCAAGGAACGUCCUGCCAGCUUACAAGAUGAGUGAUGACCUGCAGAAAGUCGUAUCAGACAAGAUGAAAGUGAUUGAACAGGUAAUGGAAAUGUUCGAGCAUGGAGCAGAAGUGAUCGCCAGUACAGUGGGACAAUUGUUUCCGGUGUUUGAGGUUGCAGCUCCUCUUGUAAAACUUGCCUUGGAGAACAUGGAGACCAGGGAGGUUCAGUACACAAAAGUGCAGCUGCAGAUGGUUAGCAGCAAACUUGAUGUCAUUUCUGAUGAAGUUCAAAACAUCGGCAAAGAAAUUGAAAAAAGCAAAAUGGAUAUUAAGUACUUCACAAUAGAGGAAGCUCUGCAGACUCAUUUUAGAAAGUUUAUGGACAUUCUGAACAGUAAACCACAGUACAGGAGUGUAAAGAAAGAUCUUUUUCUUGAUCAUUUUGUAAGAAGUGGAGGUGAGAAGAACCUUCUUGUUCUCCAUGAUGCUGUCAUGGGGGACAACUUGCCAGGUGAGUCAGUUCUGGAUAUUGCUCUUCAUUAUGAAGAACGAAGUCGCCGGGUCAUGGAAGGCAUGUGUGCCCGUCUCAAGGAACUCUUCUGUGUUGGCCUGAUUGCAUUGAUGGGAUAUGCAGCCAUAACUGGAGAUGAUGAAGAAGCACUGGUAUCAAAAUGGAACGAUAAAACCAAGAAUAUAGAAAACAAAAUGAAAUCUGUCAUCGAUGAGUGCAUUGCUAACUUCGCAGAACAAGCACAGAUCGACACAGAAAAAAUUGCCAAAGAAAAACUUGAUAAGUCCAACCAACAGUUUGCAAAUUACAUCCAUGAGUUCUUAAAGAAAAAGUAUGACUGGGUUAAGUGGGCUGUGCUUGUAUAUAAUCACUCCAGCAGUCAUGCCUCACCCUUUCAGUCCAAAGAGAAGUAUCACGCAGUCAUUGGUAAAAGCCACCUGGGAAUUAUUCAGCUCAAAGACGUCUCACUUAUCGUUUCGUACAGUGACAACCCCCAGGUAAUUGACACCUAUGUAAUUAAGCAGCUCAUGGAAAGUCAGGACAGGAAGUCCGAUGCUGUGGCAGUUGCAGAGUUCAUUUCUGAGCACAUACCUAGCUGUGUGGUACAUGUCGUUAGUCGGUACAGGGGAUUAUGGGGUUCAUGGAGUUUUUUCAGUGAAUACUUUUACUGGGAAAACCACAAAAAUGUCACCCUCUGUGUUCACUCUGAAUAACCAGUUGAUAUUUCCACGAUAACCAAUAUUUGCAUUAUAAAGAUAAAGGUGCAAGUGCAUGGAAUUGUACGUUGCUCCUUUUUUAUGGCAGUAUUUGAUGUUCUUGAUGUUGUAUUAAAGCAUACAGAAUGUUUUCUGAAAUAUACUGUAUUUUAUCAUUUGAACAAUAAAGAAACUGAAUAAAGAAGCACUGUAACACACACACAACUGCCUCCAUUAUAUUUCACUUCCUUAAUUGACUAGAAUAAUAAGGAACUGUGUGACAUUUCCAAUUAUUUAAUAAAUAUUGUUUCUGCUACUGACUGAUCACUCCAGUAAAACAUUGUUUGCUCAUGAACAUUGCACAGAUAUGCAUUGUGUUUGUUUUAGUGCAAGUAAAACAUUUUUACACACCUUUGGUUUAUGCAGCCUGCCUAAAUAAAAUAUGUACGAAGACAUAA